GUGGAGUAUUUUCUAUGGUGGCACUGGAACUGAUUGAGAACGAGGGAUGUUGAGAGGGAAUGUCGUCUCACCUCGUCCAAGAGAUAAGUAUAAGAGGAGUCUUAGAAGUAUAGACUCAUAGUACUAACUUCCUUUCCAGAUGAAGAGAAACUACGAAGGGGUACAUCGUCAUCAUCAGAAGGGCCUCGGUGUGGGAGACGACAGCAUUCUCUUGUUGACAUUCUCAUGUUCUUUACACUCAUCUCAAUCAGGAGUUGCAUCGUUCAUAUUUGCCUAUGGUAGCUGGUAUGAUAUGCGGCGUCUGGCUCAUCCAUCGAUCCGCUGGUGCCUUAAAGCGAGCGAAGGAAGUCAAUGAGCUUCAAAGUUAUGGGGAUCGAUUGGUCAAUAUUGACCCUGACGAGUAGAUUCCAGUCAUCAGUUCUACUAGUCGUUUUUUUUGGAGUAGGAAAUGGAAAGGAAACUUUGACACGUUUUCUAGAAGUAAGUCCUAAGGAAGCAGCCCUUUCUAAAAGAAACACUGUCGCAAGAACCACACGAUUUCGCGAAGAAGCAUAGUAGUCGGUGGAACAAGAAACGUGCAGCUUCAGCUUGUGGAGGAUCAACAUGAUCAGUUAGUCGACUUAGAGGCUGGACCAGAGGGAGAGGAAAUGGAAGAAGCAGAACAAGUAGGUGGAAAGG
Molecule: messenger RNA, 678 nt
Organism: Amoebophrya sp. A25
Lineage: Eukaryota; Dinophyceae; Syndiniales; Amoebophryaceae
Source: the annotation of a GenBank genome assembly